CCACUCACAAUCCCACACACACUAAAACAAACACUCCCAAACCAAACAUCACCAAACCAAACAAACUCAUCAAUGGCGGCACUCCAGCAAACCCCAAUCUCAUUCCGCUCCAAAUUCCCUCCCCCAAUCGCCUCCGCCUCCUUAACCGCCCCCAAAAACCUCUCCUUCGCCCUCGCACGCCGCGUCCCCGCCCUCCGCCGCAGCAUCGGAUCCUCCGCCGGAGCUCGGAUGUCGGCUUCCGCGGCGGCCAGCUACGCGGUGGCGCUGGCCGACCUGGCCAAGUCCAACGACACACUCGAAGCCACCAGCGCCGACGUGGAGAAGAUCGAUAAGGUGUUCGCCGACCCUGAGGUGUUCAGUUUCUUCAUGAAUCCGACGAUCGAGGAGGAGAAGAAGCGGAAUAUGGUGGACGAGUUGGCGGGAUCGCUGAGUCUCCAGCCACACAUGGCGAAUUUCCUCAACAUCCUCAUCGAUUCGAGGAGAAUCGAGCUGAUUAAGGAUGUGACUACGGAGUUCGAGAGGGUCUACAAUGGCAUCACCGAUACGGAGAUGGCGGUGGUGAGCUCGGUGGUGCAGCUUGAGUCGCAACACUUGGCUCAGAUCGCGAAGACGGUGCAGAAGUUGACCGGAGCCAAGAACGUUCGGAUCAAGACCGUCACGGACCCGAGCUUGGUGGCUGGGUUCACCGUUAGGUAUGGAAAUUCUGGGUCCAAACUAAUUGAUAUGAGUGUGAAGAAACAGCUUGAAGAGAUUGCUGCUCAGCUUGAUUUGAGUGAUAUUCCCGUUAAUGUAUGAGUUUUUCUUAAAAAAAUAAUUUUCCAAUUUUUUUUGAGUUUUUUUUUAUAUAAUUAAUUGUAUGCAAUAACACUUGCAAUGAUUAUAAUAUUUGUAUAUCGAUUAUAUUGUUUUAACUUUUGGGAGAAAUUUGAGAUUUUUGAGGGAUUUUAACAUUGAGUGGUCAACACUUU
Molecule: messenger RNA, 968 nt
Organism: Humulus lupulus (European hop)
Lineage: Eukaryota; Viridiplantae; Streptophyta; Magnoliopsida; Rosales; Cannabaceae
Product: ATP synthase delta chain, chloroplastic
Exons: 1
Coding region: 73-795 (240 amino acids)
Biological process (GO): proton motive force-driven ATP synthesis; photosynthetic electron transport in photosystem II; photosynthetic electron transport in photosystem I
Cellular component (GO): chloroplast thylakoid membrane
Molecular function (GO): proton-transporting ATP synthase activity, rotational mechanism
Source: RefSeq, a predicted model, not a curated record